This is a messenger RNA of Oreochromis aureus, 3333 nucleotides long. RefSeq names its product v-rel avian reticuloendotheliosis viral oncogene homolog (gene rel). Gene Ontology annotation, cellular component: cytoplasm. Gene Ontology annotation, biological process: non-canonical NF-kappaB signal transduction; innate immune response; inflammatory response. Bases 125 to 1993 code for a protein of 622 amino acids. The record is from RefSeq and is a predicted model, not a curated record. NCBI's taxonomy places the organism in Eukaryota, Metazoa, Chordata, Actinopteri, Cichliformes, Cichlidae. Gene Ontology annotation, molecular function: DNA-binding transcription factor activity, RNA polymerase II-specific; RNA polymerase II cis-regulatory region sequence-specific DNA binding. The transcript has 11 exons.
UCUGACGGUGACGGACGGGAAUUCCCCCGCUAGUGUCGUGACAAAAAAUAGUUUUCUGGCCGCUGUCACUCAUUCAGCCCGAGGUUCUCCAAGACACAAUAACCCGUGAGAGAGUGUUUGCAUCAUGGACGUUCUUAUGUCCUCCGUGCUGCGGGACGAAGCACACCUACUGCCUGAGCCAGGGAUCCAGAUCUUCGAGCAGCCCAAGCAGAGAGGAAUGCGCUUCAGGUACAAGUGUGAGGGUCGCUCAGCCGGAAGCAUCCCGGGAGAGAAGAGCUCUGACAACAACAGGACGUACCCCAGCCUGCAGAUCCUGAAUUACUGCGGGAAGGGAAAGGUGCGCGUUUAUCUGGUAACGAAGAACGAGCCGUACAGACCACAUCCACACGACUUGGUGGGAAAGGACUGCAAAGAUGGAUUCUACGAGGCCGAGUUUGGCCCGGACCGCAGAGUGAUCGCUUUCCAGAAUUUGGGUAUCCAGUGUGUGAGGAGGAGAGAAGUGAAAGAGGCAAUCAUACAGAGGAUCACCAGAGGAAUCAACCCCUUCAAUGUGCCACGGGAGCAGCUGUUGCAGACAGAGGAGUACGACCUGAACGUGGUUCGCCUGUGCAUUCAGGUUUUCCUGCAGGAUGAGAACGGCCACUACACCCGAGCUCUUAACCCCAUCGUCACCAACCCCAUCUACGACAACAGGGCCCCAAACACAGCAGAGUUGAGGAUUUGUCGGGUCAACAGAAAUAGCGGAAGUGUCAGAGGAGGAGACGAAAUCUUCCUACUGUGUGACAAAGUACAAAAAGAUGACAUCGAGGUGCGGUUCUUCUCUCCUGAUGGCUGGGAGGCCAAAGGCUCCUUUUCUCAGGCUGACGUUCAUCGCCAAGUUGCCAUUGUGUUCAAGACUCCGCCCUACCACAACACGUCCAUAACGGACUCGGUGACUGUGCACAUGCAGCUACGCCGGCCUUCGGAUCAGGAAGUCAGUGAACCAAUGGAUUUCCGGUAUCUGCCCGAUGAUAAAGAUCCUUAUGGAUACAAUGAGAAAAAGCGCAGAAGAGAGCACUUGAUGAAGAUAUCGGGAUUGUCAGGUGGUCCAUUUAGCGGUCUGACAAUGAAUAGGCCCAAGGCAGUACCACAGAGUACCAUGAGUCACCUGAAAAGAGACAUGGGCAAUGCAUACCCAAGACAACAACAACAAACUUCUAUGUUCAACCAACCCUACCAACAGGCUCCUCAGAAUCUAAUGGCACCCAAUCUACAAAUAAGCCAUGCAUGGGCGAAUUCCAAUCCAACACUCUCUAUGGACACAGUCACCAUAAACCCAGGUGCCAGCAAUCUGCCACGUCCUGUUAGCAGGCAACAGCCACCGAACCGCAGCUACCAACACCGUGUGGACCACAACAGCUGUGAGAACAAUGCCCUCCCUCAGCUCUCCAUGCGGGAUCUGCAGUGCUUGGAUACAGGUUCUCAAGCCCCUGUAAUGAGAGAACCAGAGCAGCUCUUCCACCAGCAGAAUCAAAGGGAGGAGCUCCGAUCAGAAACUCCAAACCAAGCUCAGAACCAUCUGGUCAGCCAGAACCAAGGUAUUCAGUGGUCCAAUUUUACAACCAUGGGUACAGUUCCGACCCCCUUUAAUGGAUCUGGAGGUGGAGGGGGAUCACAGGGGGUAGGGUCGUUCCCUUUCCUAGAGGGAAUAGAAGAGAAUGAUUUUCUGAAGAACAUGGUGGGAGGACCUCAGCCCUGCUUCCAGUUGAAACAGGAGCCCCAGAUCUCAGUGGGACAAGAGAGCCAUACUCCCCUCAUGCAGUCCCCAAGGGAAAGCCAAGGAAAUACGUAUACCAACCUGCUGCCCCGUCCAGUGAGCAAUGGCACCAACAGAGAUCCAAUGCGGCCAGACGGUACUGCCAUCAAAAAUCUCCAUAGUCCUUACGUAAACAACGGCAUGGCUGCAGAAGCCCACUUUCCAACUUUGGAAGACUGGAUGAAUCAAAAUGACUGAAAACUGCUCAAAUUCUUCUUUUCAAACAGUAGCAGUUCAAAGGAGAGCAGAAAUUUCUUUACUCACGCUGGCCCUGCUAUGUUCAGUAGGCCUUUGCUUGGGUUGUUACCUCAGUGGGACCAAAAUGAUUGACAGCCAGUCAGCCUAAGGCAAUGUUUUACAGAGAUGCAACUGGUUACUGAUCACUUGAUUGGUUAGCAAGAGUACUUCCUGAUUCUGAUUCUAACCUUGUGGUUGGUCUUUACUUCCAGUUAGUCAUCAACAUUAUCAGGUAAAUUUAGUUUCUUGAAAAACUGGAGACAAGUUAUUCCCAGUCCUUGUCCUAUUUAAAUUGGUGAUGCAUUGUUUCAUAAUUGUGUACAGUGGGAUUCUGUAAAGUUCAGCCCCAACUUGUAACCUGUGAUUUGUUGUUGCUUGUCCAACAAGCCGUUUAUUUGUAGGGGUUCAGCUUUCAGCUGCUGGUGUUUGCCAUACUAGUCAAUUGAAGUGAUUCACCUGGUCUCUUUAGGGGGUAGGAUCUUUAAGUGGAUGAUCCACGCUUUUAAUGACUAUAAAAGGAAAAAAAAACAGUAGCGUUGGCUUCCAAGCCAAAGUUAUGCCUUUGAAGAAGUGAAUGUACUACUUCCUUUCUUGAAUACUUUUUUGUAAAGUUAGAAUUACUACCAAUAUACUGUAACAUAAAUGAUUUGUUUGGGGGUUCUUGAAUCUUGAGAAAACAAAGGAGUAAAUUUAUUGUUUUUGUAUAAUGCUGGAAUAUAUUGCUUGUUGUUUUACUAUUGAUUUCUUUGUAAAAUUUUCAUACAUAUAUGAAUUAUAGUACAAUACUUUUUUUGUUGAUUUUUCUUUUUUUUUUAUUUGGUACCAAAGCAUUUACUGUUAAGUGCACUCUGUACAUACAUGUUAGCCAUAGUUGAGAGUUACAGCAAUACCAAUGCCGAAACACUCAAGAACUGGCAAGGUACUGAAAUUUCCAUUGAGGAAGUGGGAGGAAACACAUUCAGCUGUGUCUUUCCUCUGUAAUGACUAUGUCAUACCAGAGAUUGCAUGUAUUCAGAGUUCUCAGAGCAUUUCUAACAGAUUUUUUAUAGAUAAAGAUGUCAAUUUUAUUGUUUUAUGUAUUCAGCCGAUGCUCUCUGAAACAUUAACUGAAAGUGUCUUGUUAAAGCAUUGACGGCACAAAGCUGAUGUUAGACAAACUUUGAAGGCCUUCCAAAAGCUUUAUGGUCUAAAAUAUAAACGUAUAUUCUGAUGACUACUUUGUAAGAUUUGCUGUUUUUUAUUUGUUUUGGUUUUUUCUAUGAGAUCAAUUCUUAAUAAACAAAGUCGGUCAUUUCUAAAUA